Molecule: messenger RNA, 816 nt
Organism: Olea europaea var. sylvestris
Lineage: Eukaryota; Viridiplantae; Streptophyta; Magnoliopsida; Lamiales; Oleaceae
Exons: 2
Coding region: 173-442 (89 amino acids)
Source: RefSeq, a predicted model, not a curated record
AUACAACUAGUAAUUAAUAUUCUUUAUCUGAUUGCAGAGGCAUGUGGUUGAUUUCUAUAUUUCUGACUUCCAAUCUGGUUUGAGGGCAUUGGUUAAAACUGGCUAUGGUGCAAGAGUGACUCCUUAUGUUGACGAAUCUGUCAUUGUUGACAUUAAUCCUGCAAAUAAGGAUAUGUCUUCCGAGUUCAUCAGAUGGAUGGGAGAAAGGAACCUUUCAAGUGAUGACCGUGUAAUGAGAUUGAAAGAAGGGUGCAUCAAAGAAGGUAGCACUGUCAGCGUGAUGGGAGUUGUGCAGCGGAACGAUAAUGUUCUGAUGAUUGUUCCUCCACCAGAACCAUUUUCAACUGGAUGUCAGUGGAUUAAAUGCAUUCUUCCGGCCAGUCUCGAAGGCAUUGUAUUAAGAUGUGAGGACUCUUCGAAGAUAGAUGUCAUACCUGUUUAGCAGUUCAUAUUUUAAAACUCAAGUACAUGUUGGUUUGGCUAUGAGAAAAUUUUGUCGGAAGCUUUUAAAAAUGGUGGCAAGAACAAGCAAGGCUAAUCUGUCAAGUGUUAACUGGGGUGUACAGUUUUCUUGUGUUUUUCUCCCCUUUCGAUUUCGUUUUGGUGCAGAAAUUUUUAUUGGUGGUGGUGUGAUUAUUACAGUAGAUGGAACUUGGUGAUAGACAAGGAGAUGGAGAUUCAAUUUUUAUGUUAGAAUUGCUUUAGUUGAUUUUGAUUAUUCUUGGGUUGUGAAAAUUUGUUGUGUUGAAGACAAUAUUACUGUUGAACUUGAAAUUUUAUUUAUUUGAGAAAUUGCUGACCACUUGGCCACUUUUA